This is a messenger RNA of Staurois parvus, 295 nucleotides long. The record is from the annotation of a GenBank genome assembly. Lineage: Eukaryota; Metazoa; Chordata; Amphibia; Anura; Ranidae.
UACCUCCAAUGUUGGCAGUCUGCAUUCUGUCUGUCAGGGAUCACCCAUUCACCGGGGCACAUCUAUGCGCCAGUGCUGGGUCCCUGUCAGCCAUGAGCAUUCAUCAGCAUUCCUGGCAGCAAUCUCUGGUUACUGAGGGAUGCUUUCACACCGGGAUGUCAUCAGAUUCUCAGCUCACAGGGCCCCUUAUUCACCAUGCUCCAAAACAUGGCUUCUCCCUCUCCUGCCUGUUCUCUCUCCACUCUGUGUGAAAACUUCACCUCUUCAUGAAUAUACAAAUAUCUAUGCAGUCUGA